This is a messenger RNA of Abrus precatorius (Indian licorice), 2706 nucleotides long. RefSeq lists its product as uncharacterized. The record is from RefSeq and is a predicted model, not a curated record. Gene Ontology annotation, molecular function: proton transmembrane transporter activity. The transcript is spliced from 3 exons. The coding region runs from base 162 to 530 and encodes 122 amino acids. Lineage: Eukaryota; Viridiplantae; Streptophyta; Magnoliopsida; Fabales; Fabaceae. Gene Ontology annotation, biological process: proton motive force-driven ATP synthesis.
AGAUAAUAGAAAGAACACAAAGCACAGAAGGUUCACAGAGAGCGUCUUCAGUGUUCGGUGCGUCGCAAGGUAGCGGCGGUGACGGAGACCAAUCUGAACAAUUUCCGAUUACUGCAUUGGUCAGAGGACAAGGGUUUUGUUCUACUUAACUUGCUGACUUGAUGGCGUCAAAGUUGCAGCAGUUGCAGUCCAAAGCAUGUCAAGCGUCCCAAUUUGUAUCCAAACAUGGAGGUGUUUACUACAAGCAGUUGUUGGAGCAGAACAAGCAAUACAUUCAGGAGCCUCCUACAGUAGAGAAAUGCAACUUACUGGCAAAGCAAUUGUUUUACACUCGUCUUGCUAGUAUUCCAGGUCGAUGUGAGUCCUUCUGGAAGGAACUUGAUUAUGCCAAGCAUUUAUGGAAGAACAGGAAAGAAUUAAAGGUUGAAGAUGUAGGUAUUGGUGCUUUGUUUGGCCUGGAGUGCUUUGCAUGGUUUUGCGCCGGUGAAAUUGUUGGAAGGGGUUUUACUUUCACUGGUUACUAUGUCUGACUAUAAACCACUUGAACGUGUAGAUUUUAGCAGGGCUAUAUACUUCUAAAGCCAGCUGCUCUCUGGUCAUUUAUACAUUUUGUGGAUUAUGGCAUUCUGCAAGGCAAUUUGUGGUCUGAUUUUUUUUUUUUCCAUUUUGGGAUAAAGGUUGAGAAACUAGCGGUUAGCUUUGAUAAGCUUCAAUAACCCCUUGUAUUUGAGGCGGGCGUGGACCUUGCGUUGUUCUCUUAUCAUGUUGGAAAGCUAGUGAUGAUACUCGACAAUGAUGAUGCAGGACCCUGCAAUUUUUGAAUAUUUUUUUUCAUAAAUGUUUUUUUUUUAAUUAUAUUGCUGUUUAUAGCUUUGCAUAAAAUAUUAAAAUUAGAAUAAAAUUGAAGGCGUUUUUUGGACAGGAAGUGGUAUUUGCUCUGCAUGAUUUUCUCUAAGGAACUUGGUCGGUGCUAUAAUAAUCUGGUGAUGAGAUACAAAAGGAUUAAAGCUGAGCUACUUCAUUAGAGUGGUUAAAACGCUGUUUCUAAUUUUCUCUGUUCAGGAUAUUACAAACCAAUCCAAUAGAUUGUUUAUCCAAGGGUGUCUACCAUUAUGGCUAGAAAUGACAGAAUGUCUAAUUUCAGAAGUACAGAUACUACACCGCUAUGAAACUAGAAAAAAUAAGGGCCUGGUUGGAUACUUCUAAAUGGAUGUUUGAAAGAAUUGUCGGGGAAGGGUAAGAUAACUAAUCGCAUUAUAAAAUACUCAAAAUCUCGAGCAGUCAAGUUCAAUUUAGUUUUCUUGGGUCGUUUGUAGUUUGUAUUAUGAACUCUUCUUGACUUUUGUAUUUGUACCCAAAACAUUAAAAUCACGUGUCUUUGUGAAUGUCUUUGAAGAUCAUGAAAAGAUGGUGAUGCCCGAGCAAAUAUCGGUUUCCUUAAAGAAGUAUCAAGAUCAAAAUGCACUAACGUCGGCAUACAAAAAGACUACCAUGGAAUUGAUGAAGCAUUCUUGGCCUGAAAGAUUCAUAUUCAAUAAAAAACUUGUAUACAUCCCUUGUUAUGCUUUGGAUAUUAAUAUAAACUAUUUAAGGACAACGGGAUAGCCCAAAAUUAUUCAGUAUUGAGAGUUUAGUUUCCAUAGUUUAGUUUCUCAUUAACAUCCUUGAAAUUCAGGUAUGCUUUCCUUUUCAACCUUCUUUUGUAUAUGCUACCACAGCAUUCACUAGCCAGUAAACCAACUAUGCCCGCAUUCUAGUUUCUUAUUCCCAUAAUGUUUUUCAUGCGUAACUUUAUUACUAGGGACUGAUAUCUAUGUUUAUUCCCACAGCUUGAAAUUUUAGUAUUGAAUACCAAGUGUAAUCAUAACAUGUAGGACUAUUUGCUUCUUGUGUUUUUAUGAUUUGGGGAAUUUAUAAGGUGUGUAUGCUGCUAAGGAAAUGGACAAUAUAUCAAAGCCAGCAGUUUUUCCCAAUCCAGUUAUAUUGCAAAGUGAGGGGUUACUGAAGGUAUAAUCAAACAUUUCGUGGUAUUUUCAUAUAGUACGUACUAUAAUGUUUAGAUUCUUCAGAUUUAUUUAUCCUACUUAACCCAACGAGGCAACAAAUAUUUGGCAGUAUAUACUGGAGACCAGCGUUUACCCACGAGAAGCAGAGACCCUCAAAGAUCUAAGGAAUGAAACUGCAAAACAUCCUCUGUAAUUUUUCUUUGUACUGUCUUUCUACUUCUAAACCCAAAAAUCAUGAACAUUUCACAACAAAUUUUGAUGUCCAUCAAACGCAAAAUAUUACGUGUAUACAUGUUGAAGGGUCAUCUUUAAUAAAUUCCAACUUACUGUUAUCCCAUAGAAAUUAUCUUGUACACACUAGUGCAUAAUAUUUAGGUAUUGUAUGCCAGUCAAGAGUAUAUAUCACUCCAAAAUAUUUGAGUGACAUUGUAGUACAUGUAUGGACCGUAAGUAUACAAGAUCAAAUUUCCAAACAAACAAUAGUAAGGCAUUGUUACUUCAUUCUUUUUUAUUGAAUUUGACUUCUAAAAAUGACAUUAGAAAAAUUUUCUUCUAUGCAAUAUUAUUAAUUUUCAUUAUUCAGGGGCUUCAUGAGCGCUGCACCUGAUGCGGGUCAACUAAUGGCCUUACUCCUGAAGCUUCUAAACGCUAAAAAGACAAUUGAAGUGGGAGUUUUUACUGGGUAUUCUCUUCUCCUCAC